Messenger RNA from Phytomonas sp. Hart1, 3309 nucleotides. The record is from the annotation of a GenBank genome assembly. NCBI's taxonomy places the organism in Eukaryota, Euglenozoa, Kinetoplastea, Trypanosomatida, Trypanosomatidae.
AUGAAGGCAAAACGAAAAUCAAUUAAGGCCACGGCGGCUGUUGGGCUUCGUAAUGGACCGACCUGUGCUCCUGCCUCACGGAGUGCUAAACUUAAUAGAAAAUCGAUCAACGAGGUUCUGAAACCUCACUAUCAAGUACCAAAGUUCUCCUCCGUGCAUAACCCACUCAUUGAUGAUUUACUUGGUGAACUUGGGACCUCCAUGGCGAGCGAGGAGACCCCAAGUCUGACCUUAGAUAAUUCCGACAACAACGCAGAACUCGGUAGCUCUUCUGCCGAAUACAUGAAGACAAGCCUUCUCUCCUGCUCUUCUUUGCCUAAUCCUCGCCCUCCGCUGAACAACCUCUCAAAAUUAGCCGUGGAUGCUGUCAUCAAGGCCUCUAAAUGCUUUAUGCAUACCCUCACGAAGCAUGGGUUAAAGUCCUACCUUAGUUCCCCAACGGAAGCUGCUAAAGAGACGGAAUUAAGACAAUUUUUGAACGCCAAUGAAUCUCAUAAUAUUGGUAACUUGAUGUUCGCGUUAAUAGAGAUUAUGGAGGAAAUCUGCAGCGUCCGGGAGCAGCUGAAAGUCUUAGCAUCCUUCUCGAGGAAUUCGCCUAACACGAAUGAGGACGAUAUGUCAAACAGUAUGGCCUCGGUGAUGAGCACGGCGAGCCUGAUGUGCCCUCCUGUGUACGAGACGAAGCAAGUCGCUGUGGCCUUUGACAAGAAAGGGCAUCGAACGAUUAAUCGCUAUGUUUUACUCGCGAACAUUGGGGAAGGUUCGUAUGGGAAGGUCAAGCUCGCGGAGGAGAUGGAUUCUGGAAAGAAGGUAGCGAUCAAGAUGAUCGACAAGCAGUUCCUGCAGAAUAAGUUUGGGACUUGGAAUACCGCAAAUGGGGGGGGCGGCGGUGGCGGGGACAACGCCCUGAUGCGGGAGAUCACCAUCAUGAAAAAAGUCCGCCACCGCAACUGCGUCUCCCUCUACGAAGUCAUUGAUGACCCGGCCUCACAGAAGCUGUACCUAAUCAUGGACUACGUCCCGAACGGCCCGGUGGUGCACCUUCGCCACCACAGACUCCUCCCUGCGAUGCUUUUUGCCACGGAGUCCAACAGCCGGGUGAACGGCAUCCACUACAACCGUGGCCUCAUCCGCUGUUGCAUUCGUCACGACUCGGGCGGGGACACCCCGCUUUCAGAGGGCGAGAUCCACUCCGAGCCCUCCAUGUACAGCUGUCGGCCCCUCCGCGAGACCACCUGUGCGCGGUACCUGCGCCAGCUGGUGAGCGGCCUCCGUUACAUGCACGACCGCCACGUCGUCCACCACGACGUGAAGCCCGACAACGUCCUCCUUGGUGCCGACGGGCGGGUCUACCUCACCGACUUCGGCGUGAGCGAGAUCCUCGCCCCGCACCCGGGCGGGGGCUUGUUGGAACCCCCUAGCUCCCGGCACGGCGGCGGGAGGGCUUCAUCGUCUACCACCACGGCCUCCUCCGGGGCCGCCCCCGCGCGGUUGGGCGGCGGGACCCUUCUCUUUACGGCACCGGAACUGCUCGACCCGACCCUCGACCUCGCGGGGGUGGAUCCGUACCGGACGGACAACUGGGCCCUCGGCAUCACCCUCUACUGCAUGCUUGUCGGGGUCGUCCCUUUUAGUGGAAACUCCUACCGCGACGUCUGCGCGAACAUCCGCUGUUGCGCGUUCCCGUGGAAUGGGUUCAACCUUGAGGGCGAGAGCCUCCUGCCAGAGUGGCGGAUCAUCCUCGAGGGGCUGCUCGAGAAGAACCCCUCGCGGCGGUGGGGACUCUCGCAGCUUAAGCGAUUUCUCGACAGCGCGGACUUCCAGUCCAAGCUUGCCACGCGUGCCGAGGCCGAGGGCCAAGCAAGGGCGGAGCGCCGGCGAACUUCCGUUAUUAAUGUCCCACCCUUUACGAACUUCGCGAGCGAGCGCACAGGGAAUCCGAGCGGCGAGGCCACAUCUUCACCAAAAUCGGAGAACACGUUGAAGUCCUCUGGGUUCUGCCGAUCGACGGGAAUUCGACAAGAGUGCAUGCAGAAAGUCGCACACAGUGAGGGCAUCGAGGUCAUGACAAGACCGGCUAAGCAGGUUUCCGACAAGACCAAGAGGAUUGUGAGGAAAUUUGUCGAGUCCAUCCGAAGUCGGAUGGUGAAUAAGAACCAGUAUUUUAGAGCCUCGGACUUCUUCCCCAGGUCGGAGGGGGGGAUUACCGAUAGCCUCAUCUCCGGCAAGGCUUCCGAAGAUCUUCUGAAAAUGCACAACCUCUCUAUGACUGACAAUCGCGGGAUCAUGGCGCUCUCGUCGGGGUCGAGUAUUGAACGUGCGAGCCGCAACGGGAAUAUUCAGAACUGGGAGAAGGUUGCGGAUAGUCUAAAGAGAACGCAUUCGGUGAGCCCGUGGGUAUCACAAACGCAGCAGAAUUUUGUUCCGGUGACAAAAAAAACUAGCCGCGCGCUAUACAACGGGGCCUUUCAGUCUAUAGAUGCCAUUCUCUCCAUCGUCAAUGUUCAGAGCGAGUCGAUGCGGUCGAACAGCUUUAGCUUCGUUUCGUUGUGCGAUGGGGGCUCACAAAAGAGUUCGAUGUAUAAUAAAAUAACUCCGACUAUCACCCCAACUACGACCCCGAACACGGAUCUCGAUAUCACGAUGAAAUGUCUGCCCGAAAUGAAUACAAAUAGCAAAGGUGCUUCUUAUCCGAACAGCAUGGCGCUUUUAUCCAUGCGUCCCUCACUGGAUAGGGGGGAAAAAGGAGGGGGAACGGUAGUGGUAGAGACUCCUUUGCAGUCUUAUUCCGACGAUAAUAAAAUAUCGCGCGACAUCUCGUUGGAUUCCGGUCAGGAUAUUACGAAAAGAGGACGGUCGGAGUUUGUGGAUACGGUAGAACUCACGGGAAGUCGCGCCGGAUCUGGCUCGUCGCUAUUUGGCUCCAGAAUUGAAGUCAACCCCCCCAUUGAGAGCAGCGAGGCUUUCAUGAAAGAAAUAUCGCGUACCCCCAAGAUCAAAAGUGCCUCGCAAAGGGCACCAAAUGGGUAUGGUGAAAGGGGAUGCUCUGAAUCGGGGCAGAUGCGCAUCAGUGAUACCGCGGUGUGUCGUAAAUUGUCAAGAACGUUUAAAGAUGUAAAGCGAGGGGUAUUUGAGGAAAGAAAACACGAUGGCAAGAACAAAAACAUCCAGCAGCAAUUAGCGUCGUCGAGGAAAGAUGUACCAAACAUUCUAACAAGACGUCAUCGGUCGAAGUCGACGUUAUGGGAGGUAAUGAAAAACACCGGGGAAGGUUCUCUUGGGGUUUCACCUUUACCGGAUGAAGCUUAG